Molecule: messenger RNA, 1655 nt
Organism: Fopius arisanus
Lineage: Eukaryota; Metazoa; Arthropoda; Insecta; Hymenoptera; Braconidae
Product: parafibromin
Biological process (GO): positive regulation of transcription elongation by RNA polymerase II; transcription elongation by RNA polymerase II
Cellular component (GO): Cdc73/Paf1 complex
Molecular function (GO): RNA polymerase II complex binding
Source: RefSeq, a predicted model, not a curated record
AUCUGGUAAAGACGGAGCCCCGAAGGAGUACUACACCCUGGAAUGUCUGCUAUUUCUUCUGAAGAAUGUUCAGCUCACACAUCCGGUGUACGUCCGUCAGGCAGCAGCGGAGAAUAUUCCCCCAGUGCGAAGGCCAGACAGAAAGGAUCUGCUGGCUUAUCUCAAUGGCGAGACCUCGACAUCUCUGGCAAUCGACAAAUCCGCUCCCCUGGAGAUUCCCAGCCAGGUAAAACGAUCAGCCGAUGAUGUUCCAGAGCAUCCAAUCUCGAAGAAGCCAAAAUACGAGGAGACUGAUGUGCAAAAAGUGAAAGAGCAAUUGGCAGCGAGACUAGACGCCCCCAAAGAGUCCUCAGUGACAGUUGACAAUAUAAAAUCCCUCUCGGAGGCGAUGUCAGUGGAGAAAAUAGCCGCCAUAAAAGCCAAAAGAUUAGCAAAAAAACGUACGACAAUAAAGGAGAACGACGAUCUUGAAAAUGGAACAGAUCUGCGAGUGAUUUUAGCUGACGACACGAUUGUAUCACGAGAGAGACAGUGGAGAACGAGAGAUACGAUUCUCCUGAGCAGUGGAAAGACAUUCGGUAAAAAUGUCUUUGCAAUUUUGCAGAGUCUGAAAGUGAGGGAGGAGGGGAGAAGGCAUCCACCAACGGACAAGCCGAGAUCAGCGCCCCUGAGGCAAUUACCACAGCCCACAGUCUACAGCAGAUACGAUCAAGAACGUUUUGUUCGUCAGAAGGAGGAAACUGAGGGUUUCAAGAUCGAUACACUUGGGACUUACCAUGGAAUGACAUUAAAAUCAGUGACAGAGGGCAGCAAACCUCAGACCAAGAAGGAACCAACUCAGAACCCUCCAACACAAUCGGGAUUGCUACCAGUCUCUGCUGCCAAGGCCUCUCUACAAGCUGUACAGAAGAAGAGGCCCAGCAAAACACCCAUCAUCGUUGUACCCAGUGGCAAUACCUCUCUCAUCACCAUGUACAACGCCAAGGACAUCCUCCAGGACCUCAAGUUCAUUCCUAGCGAAGAGAAAUGCGCUGCUGGCUGCAAACGAGAGAGUGAAAUGCUUAUUCAGAGGAGGAAGGAUGGCGGACUCACUGUGCCUUACAGGAUCAUUGAUAAUCCUAGUAAAUUGACCACUGACGAUUGGGACAGGGUUGUUGCUGUUUUCGUGAUGGGACCAGCCUGGCAGUUCAAGGGGUGGCCCUAUGGGGGAAAUCCUGUCGAGAUAUUCUCGAAAAUUUGUGCCUUUCAUUUAAAGUACGACGAGAUGAGACUCGAUGCUAACGUCGCCAGGUGGGCUGUCACCACCAUUGAACUUAAUCGAGCUAGGAGACAUCUCGACAGGGCGAAUCUCAUGAGGUUCUGGGAGAUCUUGGAUAAACAUAUCUUGAAGAACAAACCUACCCUGCGUUUUUAAUCCAAAGAUGAGAUUAUGCUCGUGAAACUUGUAUUUAAGGAUGUCGACGAAUGAUUAAUUCUUGUACUAAUUGGUUGUCGAAAGUAUAGGACUGUUGAUGAAGGCAUUUCUACUGGUGUUUUAUCAGCGAUUUGUGUAUCUUGGGAAGGCACGAUUCCCAGCUAGGAUAAUGAUAAACAUUGACAAUCAGAGAUAUUAUUUUACAAAGUUUGAGUGAAAGAAUAAAGACCAGUUAGAAGAC